AUGAAUGAUGAUCUACCAAUACAGCAAAGGCUGAUUGCUGAAAAAAUUAUAAACGACUCAUUAUUUCAAGCAGAAAUGGGCAACUUGAGACUGCCACAUGGAGAGUUCAAUGUACGUGAGUUCUAUCGCACAACUCCCAGUCCUCCAACAUAUCAGCCACAACAGUUUAUUCGUGCAACUCCAACUCCCAGUCAUCCAGCACACCGACCACAACAGUUCAUUCGUGAAAUCCCAACUCCAAGUCCUCCAAUACACCACUCACAACAGUUUAACCAAGGAACCCCAAUUCUAAGUCCUCCAACACAACACUCACAGCAGUUCAUGCAUUGCCUCGCAUCGAGAAAGAAUGUAAUGAUUCUUCCACGCCUUCCAUGCAGUACAAUUCGGAUUCACAACAUUCGACUGAACAUGCUGAAGUGCAAUUAUCUAUUCCAGAACAAUCAGCCGGGGCAUUUAUAUCCAGCUUCAAUGAUUGUCAAUAAAUGUUCAAGAAUUAAAAACCUUUUACUCACCUUAAAAUAA
Molecule: messenger RNA, 522 nt
Organism: Acanthoscelides obtectus
Lineage: Eukaryota; Metazoa; Arthropoda; Insecta; Coleoptera; Chrysomelidae
Source: the annotation of a GenBank genome assembly